AUGGGGCUUGCUGCAAAAUACUAUCUCGCUCUCCUGUUUCCUCUCUUCUCAGUCUUUGCUAGCUUCGCCAUAUUCACCUUCUCCAAGGAAAAUGGCGUAUUGGACCUGCUAGAAGGAUUUGGCAAACAGAAAACCUUGCCUUCAGCCAGCGGCAGCGAGGCUCUGAAGACCAGCUACACAGGGAUCGAAGCCAUCGAUGAGAUUCUGACCGUCUUAACCCUGUUCUUUGCCCCCGUUGUCGAUGGAAGCAAUGCUUCUCUGGCGCUGCAUUCAUUUGCUUUCAGCGGCGCCUUCGGCUCAGCCUGGAUCUUGGCUGUACUAGAGUCUUGGAGAGCUGGAAGUUCCAGGAAGUUUGUCUCGUUCCCUUCAAUAUUCGGCAUUGUCGCUCAAGUUAUGACCUAUGCCGUGUCUGCUCCUCUCUUCCUGGGCCUGCAGCUACUAUUUUCCGAUGUGUCGUUGCAGCCAACUGCCCGCAACAUCGCCAUUCCCACCGCAGUCGUAAAAGCCAUCCCCGCAGUCUUCAUAGUGGCCUACAUUCUACCUACAUAUUCCAUGUUGCUACCAGCUCCAGGAAUUGUUACUUUCGAGCAGAAACAGACCCUAAUUGCCCUCUGGCAACUUUGGCCCGCAUAUGUGUCUUUCUUGCUGACGCUUGUCUCGAUCUUAUUCUCCUCUACUAGCUCAGCUACACCCUCUCAACUGCGCAAAUCCCUUCGAGCUACCUACACAUUUGCCCUAUCUUAUGCAGCUAUCAGCCAUGUCGCCGCCUGGUCAAUUUCGCUUGCAACCAUUGCAACCCCCAUGAUUUUCAGCACCGAGUACCUGCAUUCUCUGCACCCGAGCCAGGUAUUCGGACUUCGCAAUCCAUUUACAUCUGCCGAUUUCAAGGUUGAUUCUGCGAGUGAGGGUGUUCAUAUUUUCCUGCAAUGGGAUAAUAUCAUUGGAUCUCUGGCGGUGCUUUUGUGGGCUGUGAUUGCGAAUGUCUCGGCGCAUCGCAAGACUGAGGGACAGGUCGGAUGGUUGUGUUUACUGUUCCAGAUUUCUACUUCGUUGGCCUUGACAGGCCCCAUUGGAACUGCUGUCCGCUUGGUGUGGGAAAGAGAUGAGUUGGUGUUUGAGGAGGAGGAUUUGAAGAAUGCUGCUAGAAAGGGUGUCUAG
This is a messenger RNA of Talaromyces atroroseus, 1158 nucleotides long. RefSeq lists its product as hypothetical. NCBI's taxonomy places the organism in Eukaryota, Fungi, Ascomycota, Eurotiomycetes, Eurotiales, Trichocomaceae. Bases 1 to 1158 code for a protein of 385 amino acids. The record is from RefSeq and is a predicted model, not a curated record. The transcript has 2 exons.